Molecule: messenger RNA, 3838 nt
Organism: Halichondria panicea
Lineage: Eukaryota; Metazoa; Porifera; Demospongiae; Suberitida; Halichondriidae
Exons: 2
Coding region: 1758-2948 (396 amino acids)
Source: RefSeq, a predicted model, not a curated record
UGUGUGCCAUGUGAAAGCCAACGUGCACAAUGUCACUACCUAAAGCAGUAGUCUCACAAUGCUACCACAUAGUGCAGCAUACCGAUUCAAUUUCAGCUUACAUGGGCCACAAUUAUUAGACACAAUACGAAUGCAAAUUUGGCAGUAUAUUUAUGGUUGAACUGGUGCCUUACUAGAAGAACAUUGACUAACAAAAGCUAGUGAAAAGAAGAAAAGAGUGCAACAUUCAUUCAGCCAAAUCAUGGCUUCGAAUUCAACAAGAUUGAAAGUCCUUUUUCUCCUAACAAUUCUGAUUAUUUGCAAUGCCAAAGAGCAACUGAUUCACGUCAAACCCGACAGCUACCCACAAAAGUGCUCCUGUUCCUACCAGUUCCCCGAAUGUCAGACUUUGUCUGAGUACGCACUCAAUACAAGAAGUGACCUCCCUUCCAAGUUUAUACUAUCUCCUGGUCUAUAUUAUCUUGAUUCACACUUUUCGAUAAAUGGUACCAGUACCGAGAGCUUCUAUCUAAAUGGAACUGAAAAUACCACCAUCUACUGUCGACAAAAACCACUUUAUCGUUCAAUGGUUUGACAAGUGUAACUAUUCAGAAUGUGGCCUUUGUUUCGUGCGGUGAAGGUGAUUUGCCUGGUAUCAGCUUGACCAACAUCAACACAGUGAAGAUGAUGUACAUCAGUGUAGCUAACACCACCUCUGGUGCUCUCUACAUUAAAGACAGCUCAAAUGUUGAGCUCACUAACCUCGUGAUUACCAAUAACCAAAACUCAUUUGCUACGAUUGUUAGCAUACAAAACUCAGGAAAUACCACAUUAAAUGACCUCAGCAUCUUCAACAACAGUAUUGGAGUAUAUAUACGAAUCUGAGUGUGUCUACAGCAGCUUUCCUAAUGCAGAAGAGGUAGUGUUUAGAAUUGAUGGUGGUUUCCUAACAGCUGAGAGUGUUGAUGUGACUGAUAAUGUUGGACCGUUUGGUGUAAUGGCCUUGAGUAACGUUGAGGCAGUUGUGAAUGGAGACUGGUCAUUUGAACGAAACCUUGUCUGUCUAGGUGGUACUUUGGCCCUCAAUAAAACAGAAUUGCAAUGUAGGGGCAAUCUGUAUUUUUUUGAGAAUAAAGGAAUCAACGAAAACAAUAAAUCUACUGCUGGACUUCUCUUGAACAACAGUGCCACACUUAACUUAACAGGAAACAUUAAGUCAAGUGGAAAUGAAGGAUAUAAUAUUAUGUCAGUUCAAUCAAUUUCCUCACACAUAUCCACGAUAAGAGGAGUGCUUAAUCUAACGAGCAAUCCGGGUGAUUGUAAAGGCAUCUCAUUAACGAGGGAUUCGAAAUUGACAAUUAAGGAUGGAGCCCUAGUAGUUCAUAACAACGUGUUUCGCCGGCAAAUAAUUUUGGUUGAUAACUCGGAACUUUCGGUCAGUGGAAUUGUAUCAGUUGUUAAUAAUCCAUCGCAAAUUGUUGUGUACAAUGGAAAACUAACUCUACGUGGCGACAUCCAAUUUCAAGGGAACGCUAUUUCAAGGGUAUGCUUCACGGUCAACGAUUAAUAUAAGCGGUAAUUCCACUUUCACAAGUAACAACAUAAAAGAUAAUUUUAAAGGUGGUACUCUUACUGUAAUACAAAGCACUUUAUUAGCAUACCCUGGGGGCAGCGUUAUACAUGUGAACUUUUACCACAUAAAAACUCUUGACGUUGAGUAAACUGCUUUAAUUGACUUGAAUCGAACAAUAACUUCACUCACCAAUAAUUCAGUCCCCAUGUUUACAUCCGACAGCUACUGGUUUUGCUUUUGUGAAGAUGAUCGAGAAAAGUGCUCUGACAGAUCUCAGAAUAUAACUGCAUUCAAAGGAGAGAGAUUCUCUGUAAAAGUCAGAGCUAUCAAAUUCUACGGGAGCAAUAUGUCAGAACCGGUACGAAGCACUUUAGAGUCUUCCCGAGAGCAAGUGGAUAUUGGGGAUCUAUCAAUUACUGCCUCUCUUAUCGGGAACGAUGGUAGGCUACUAAGUGUUAGCGCAACGGAGUGCACCAGCAUUAACUUCACGGUUAAAUCUUCGGCAGACAAUGAAGUAAUUAUUAUGAAUGUUGGCGAAUCAUUUUUUGAUAUGGAGAAGUCGUUGAAAGUGAAUGUUAAUCUAAACCCCUUUUGUCCUGAUGGAUUUCCAUUCAAUGAGAAGCGGGACUCUUGCGUCUGUGAUGAAAGCAUCAAGAAAUUUCUACUCAGCUGUGACGUUAACGAUAAAUUUCAGAAGAGAAUAGAGUAUCCAGCAUUUUGGAUGGGGCCUGCAAAUGACUCCACGUAUCAAGGUGCCGUAAAUUGGUAUGACAAAUGUCCUCAUCGUUUCUGUAUCACAAGUGGCACAUUUACUUUUUUGGAUGAUGGUAUUUGUGACAACAAUAGGUCUGGUGUACUGUGUGGAAGCUGCAAAGGAAACACUAGUUUAUUGCUCGGUAGUGAUGUAUGUGUGGACUGUUCAGAUAAUGCAUGGUUGACACUAUCGGUUGUUUUUGCAGUGGCUGGAGUACUAGUGGUUGCUUUAAUCUUCCUAUCUCAAAUGACAGUGGCUUCAGGAACUAUAAAUGGACUCAUCUUCUACGUCAACAUUUUGAACAGCAAUCAAGCUGUGUUUUUCCCAGAGGGAUUUUUCCGUGGCUAUACCAUCUUCAUAUCAUGGCUGAACCUCAAUUUCGGAAUCGAAACAUGCUUCUAUGAAGGCAUGAAUCAGAUUGCAUACAGUGGACUACUAUUUGUAUUCCCAGUCUACAUCUGGAUACUAGCAGGCCUGAUUGUUGUUCUAUGCCGAUACUCUGUAUGGGUAUCGAAGUUUUUCAGUACCAGCGACCCUGUAGCUGUUCUUGCUACCAUAAUCUUGUUGUCUUUCAACUCACUAGCUCAGAACAUCAUCAAUAUUUCUUACUAUUCAUCAAAAACCCUGGUAGAUCUAACAUGAGAACGGUAGUUUGGAGAUAUGACGGAAACGUUGAUUAUGCCUCUGGGCAUCAUUUGACUCUUAUCAUAGUCGCAUCAGUGUUUCUCCUAUUGCUACUGGCAUACACACUUGUACUGUUCUCUGCACAAGUUUUACAGAAAAAUGAUUUCAUCUCAAAAAUUCUUCGACGGUUGAGAUUUCAACCUUUCAUACACGCAUACCUGAUCCCUUUCAAACCCAACCAUCGCUACUGGGCAGGAUUUAGUCUCCUGAUGAGAGUCAUGCUACUAAUUAUAUCAAUUGCAUUUGGAAAAAAUCAGCAUAUAAUCUUCUUGCUAUCAUUACCACUUGUAUUGUUGCUAUAACUAUGUUCAAGGUGACUGGAGGAAUAUAUGACAAGAGUUGGAUUGACACACUGGAGAUGUCCUUCUUGGUGAACCUAGGUGUGCUUGCAGCAGCUACCUCAUAUUCUCUGAAUUCUUCAAUCAACGGUCAUAGAGAAAUUGCCACAUAUAAUUAUAUCGAUUUCGAUAGCACUACUAACUUUUAUCGGGAUCAUAAUUCUGCACAUUUAUUGGCGACUCAAGAAGCUGCCAAUGGUGAAGGAGAGAAUGGAAGCUUUUGCCCAAAAAAUGCGAGGAAUUAAAUUUGCCAAAAGACAAAAACAAAAGAUAACGAUAAUCAAUCCGACUAAAUUGGACGGUAAGAAGGUUUCUCGAAGUGUAAUUCGAAUGAGUGUUCUAAGGGAGCCAUUACUAGAAAUCUAACUAUACUGAUAAAAAUUAUACGCUAAGAGUAAAUUUAUAGCUAUGUGUUAUUACGAUUAGUACAGCCUGUUUUGUUAAAUUUUAGCAAGUGCACAUUUAUCCAGUACACAUGCACAUAAUUAUUAUAUCAUGCUUCAUCAUGCA